AUGGCAUCCGUGGUCGCCAAAUGGGUGAACAGAGGGCCCGGCCCUUCCAAUUUUAACCCAACAAUGACGAUGCAGGGCGAGACGUACCAUUACAUGGGUCCCAUGAUGCCAUCCGAGGAGCGGGUGCCUUCCUACGCUUCCAUUUACAUUCACGACACUGCCUACGCCACCCAGACGCGUACAAGGCUUGGAAACUCUACACGACUGGAAGAGGCAUUGAUGACGCAACUAACGCACAUGCUGCACGAAUGCAACCCCUACGUGCAGACAUUUCUGUGUAUGCGAGAAUGGGCUCAAUCUCCUCACAACAACACUCCAGUCGCGUACCAAAUGGUCAACCAUGCCGACCGCAGGCCAAGUUAUGAGCACGUGCGCCGGUACAAUGGUCCCGAAGCUUCUGAAGUGGCUGCAUUGAUCCCUGGAAAUGAAGACGGAGAGAUUGGGCGAAGAGAUAUCGUCGUUCGCAGGCGAGGGACUCUGAACAGUAACGGGAACGAAGUGUUGGAUCCGAUUUCAGUCAGUCAUCGUGCAUACGAUCCGUUGAGUUACGUGCUUUUGUUCCCGAACGGUAGAGAUGGAUGGUAUCUAGAGCUUCGAUUCUCUAGUGAGGACGACGGCAGACGUACCAAGAUAAAUCCGAUGAUGUUCUACGGAUGGCAUUUGUUCGAAAGGGCAGGUGAGUUCAUCAUGAUCUUACACGCAGCGCGACUCUUUCAGGAAUAUUUAGUUGACCAGUUCUGCAAAGUGGAGGCGGAAAGGCUUUCGUAUCUCCGCCAAAACCAGACAAAGCUUCGAGCGGCGGACUACACCUCACUUUGCGACAGCCUAGGAGACUCCGGUCGUGCUGAAGAUGAAGCCGAAGCUGUACGUGCAGGACGAUUGUUCAUUCUCCCUUCUACGCACAUCGGAUGUGACAGCUACAUGAGGCAGCAGAUUCACGGCAUCAUUGCUAUAUCUAACCAAAUUGGCCACCCGGACAUCUUCCUCACCAUGACAUGCAAUCCUAGCUGGCCGGAAAUCACAAGAGCCCUGCUGCCCAAUCAAACUCCUCAGGACAGACUGGAUCUGUGCGCACGUGUGUUUCGUCUCAAAAUGAAGGAUCUCAUGUCCUUGGUCAUCAACGAGGAUGUGUUCGGAACCGUCGUUGCCCAUGUACGAGUCAUCAAAUUUCAAAAACGAGGUCUUCCCCACGCUCACGUGGUAUUCUUCCUAGAUGAGGUCUCCAAGAAUGAUCUGCGUAAUCCCGAAAACGUCGACCGCAUUAUCUCUGCCGAAAUCCCGUCUGCCCAAGAUCCAGAACUCCAAGAGGUCGUGCUUAAGCAUAUGAUUCACAAUCCAUGUGGGGAACGCAAUCCAACAGCCGUGUGCAUGGGCGAGCAGUACUGCAGGAAAAGGCUUCCAAAACCGUUCAAACACGAAACCAGCCAGUCCGAAAGUGAGUACUACAUCACGUACCGCAGAAGGUCCCCCUCGGCAGGUGGCGUCUCCAUCGAGCGUCCCUCCCGUAUUGGCCGACGACAGCAAUCCGUCGUGGUCGACAACUCCUGGUUCGUGCCCCACAGUCCUCUACUUGUAAGAUCGUUCGCUUUCCAUUUGAAUGUGGAACUCUGCGUGUCACGCGUUGGAGGAAUCAAGUAUCUCUUCAAGUAUGUGUGCAAGGGACAAGACCGAGUGACCAUGGAAAUCACUGCCAAAAACGAGUGCUACGACGAGAUCUCGAACUUCCAAGAUGCCAGAUACGCGGCGCCUCGACCGGCAUCAGGUCCGAAGCUGACCCAGUGGUUUAAAGCCAACGAAAAUUUCCCAAGCGCGAGGCAUAUUCGGUACCACAAGUUUCCAAAGUACUUUACGUGGAAGAAAAGCAGCAAGUCAUGGAAUUUCAGUGGCACGGGCGCCAACGUAGUCGGUCGAAUCUAUACUGUCAGUCCGAGGGAGGGCGAGCGCUACUUUCUUGGCCUCCUCCUCACACAAGUGCCGGGGGCAACAUCCUUCGAGAACUUGCGAAACAUCGACGGCGAGCAGUGCACCAGCUUCCGACAAGCGUGCUUACGACUUGGUUUGCUGGCCAACGAUGCCGAGUGGAAGCACGCCAUCCGAAAUUCAUUCCGGUCAAGCUUCGUUCCCCUUUCUCAUCUGUUCGCUACGAUUCUCGCGCAUUGCCAACCUUCGGAUCCUUUCUCGCUGUGGAACGACCACCUGCACAUGUUUCUCACCGAUAUUCGCAAUCGCGCACGCGGACAACCCAUUCGAAGACAGCAGCUUCGCGAUGAUCAACCACGCCACAUCUUACGCGUAUCCGUCUCGGCAUUGCUUCAAGGAUCCUCCAGCGCCGUUGCGGGACCUUCUAUGCCAACACAAAGUAGUCAUUCCCAUUCCUGUAUCUGCCGAAGCACUUGCAACUUCUCCACAAACUCCGAUACUGGUCGUACAUUGCAACAAGUCGAUCUUAUCAUAUGGGACGAGAUCGCCAUGUGCUAUCAAAACUGCAUUGAGACUGUCGAUCGCUCCCUUCGCGACUUGAUGCAAACCGACCGGCCCUUCGGAGGAAAGUUCCUCGUGCUCGCUGGAGACUUUAGACAAAUCCUUCCCGUCGUUCCGGGCGGGUCCAGAGGUCAAAUCGUGAGCGCGUGCGUCAAAUCUUCCCCGCUGUAUCGAGAGUGCCGAUUCCUGUGCCUUACCGAGAACAUGCGCCUCACUGCUCUCCAAGGGGACCCUGCAGCAGAUGUGGAGGCUCUCAACUUCCCACAGUUCCUCCUCAGCGUCGGGGAAGGCAGACUUCAAUGCGAUCAGCGCCCGGAAUGGAUCUCACUACCACAGUCCGUAGCGUUCGAGCACACCAUCCGCAAUUUAUGCCUCAAGGUCUUCCACGGCAUUCGAGACAAUCACGCCGACCCUACAUGGCUCACAAAGCGCGUUAUACUCACCACAAAGAACAGACCGCUCGAGCAGGUCAACGAAGUCAUCGGCAACAUGAUGCCGGGACCGUAUCGAACAUAUUUAAGCGCAGACAAGGUCGAGAGCGAAGACACCAACGCGCUGAUCUAUCCCACGGAAAUGUUCAACACCUUGACGGCCGGGUCUGAUCUACCAGACCACAAGCUCAAGCUCAAGAAAGGUUUCAUCGCCAUGCUUCUGCGCAAUCUCGAUCCCACUUCCGGUCACGUCAACGGCGCUCGAUAUGUCAUCGAGAAAAUGACCAACAACCUAUUCUUUCUACGCGUUACCUCGGGGUCACAUGAAGGCAACAGACUCUGCAUUCCACGAAUGCCCUGCGGACCAGGUGACGACAACUUUCCCAUUCCUGGCUUUACUCGAACGCAGUUCCCCAUUCGCACGUGCUUCGCCCUUACAACGAACAAAGCCCAAGGCCAGUCCUUCGGAGGCCGCAUUGGUCUCGACCUACGAGAUCAUUGA
Molecule: messenger RNA, 3414 nt
Organism: Chondrus crispus (carragheen)
Lineage: Eukaryota; Rhodophyta; Florideophyceae; Gigartinales; Gigartinaceae
Product: ATP dependant DNA helicase PIF1
Exons: 5
Coding region: 1-3414 (1137 amino acids)
Biological process (GO): telomere maintenance; DNA repair
Molecular function (GO): DNA helicase activity
Source: RefSeq, a predicted model, not a curated record